Molecule: messenger RNA, 2501 nt
Organism: Musa acuminata subsp. malaccensis (wild Malaysian banana)
Lineage: Eukaryota; Viridiplantae; Streptophyta; Magnoliopsida; Zingiberales; Musaceae
Product: omega-hydroxypalmitate O-feruloyl transferase
Molecular function (GO): acyltransferase activity, transferring groups other than amino-acyl groups
Source: RefSeq, a predicted model, not a curated record
GUAGAUUGGCACUAUUUGAUUCUUAAAAGAACUAUGUAGGAUCUGAAGAUAUGACAAUAGCAGGGGAUCCUUGAUUCCUGGAGCUGUACUCUAUUGGAAAACAACUCUUUUCCAAUGAUCUGUUGGAGGUGCUGUCAUUAGAUCAGCAAGCUUCUGCAGAAGCUUGAUAUGAUGCAAGCUUAAUAAAGACUCCAAUAAUCUUAACUAGCAAAAGAUUCAGAGAUGGACUUCCAAUUGGUAGACCAUAUAUCUAGAGCAAGCCAUGAAGAAGAGCUGAGAAAGAAGAGGACACAGUCACAACAACAGAUGAAUGGUGUCCAUAGCACAAGUGCUGCAUACAGGCACAAAGCUUACCUCAAACAGAACAGGGUGAUGGUAAUGGACAAUGCUACUGGGUGCUAAUGUUCAACAGAGACAUGAGAUGAAGAGACAAUGAUGGUUUGGACCCAUAUUAUGGAGACGCUGCUUCCCUCCAUCACAUCCAGUCUGUCUAUAUGGAGUAGAUGAGGUAGCCUGCCUACUAAAGAUUGGUUGGAUGUCAGAAUCUUCACAAUCUUUAGCCAAAGCAUAAGAACUCUAUGGCAGGCAAACAGCAACCUGACAUGCCUCAAGCACACCUCCUAAUUCUGAGCACAGUGACUCCUGUUCAAUCAAUGAAACCUUAUUCUGUGAAACCAACAUACUACAAAUCCCAGGCUGCAGCAUCCCAUCAUUAAUCACCAGCAUCAUAUUUAAUCAGCAGUAACCAUCAUUCCUGAUGUAACUUUGCUUCUUGGACAAAGUGAUAUGGAGUCCUGGGGAUUAGGAGGCCAACCCUACCUACUAUUCAUCAACAAGGAGAUUUUAAUUGGCUGUGGUUGGUUCCAUGCCAGUAGCCAACCCCAACCAAGUGAAACUGAAACAUGAAGAAGAUUUUGAGCUCUCAAACAUGGUUGGUGUACGAUCCUUCAACCCCACCAACCAGCUCAGCACGAUCCGUUGGCACGCAAGAACCAUCACCUCCAUCAUCUCUGGUUGCUCAGGCUGCUCAUCAGAUUCCUCAGCUGUCAAAGAUGGUUGCAGAGACCAGGGAGAUGUUUGAACUCAGCGUGAGGCAAGGGGAAGUAACGCUUGUUCCCCCAGCGGAAGAGACGCAGAAGGGCCUCUACUUCCUCACCAACCUCGACCAGAACAUUGCAGUCAUAGUGCAGACCAUAUACUGCUUCAGGUCGGAGGAGAAGGGGAAUGAGAAGGCUGGGGAGGUGAUAAAGGAGGCUUUGGCGAAGGUCCUCGUUCAUUACUACCCGCUCGCCGGCCGGCUUACGAUCAGCAACGAGGGGAAGCUCAUCGUGGAUUGCACCGGAGAAGGUGCGGUGUUCGUCGAGGCCGAAGCAGACUGUGAGAUGGCGGACAUCGGUGACAUCGCCAAGCCCGACCCCAACACACUUGGGAAGCUCGUUUACAACGUUCCUGGUGCCAAGAACAUACUGGAGAUACCUCCACUGGCGGCUCAGGUCACAAGGUUUAGAUGCGGGGGAUUCAUCCUUGGGUUGGCCAUGAACCAUUGCAUGUUCGACGGCCUCGGAGCAAUGGAGUUCGUCAACUCGUGGGGCGAAACGGCGCGAGGGCAGCCGGUGUCGGUGCCGCCCUUCAUCGACCGCACCAUCCUCAAGCCACGAGAACCCCCCGUCAUCAGUUUCCCCCACCACGAGUUCGCUGAGAUCGAAGACGUCUCUGACGUCGUGACCGUGUACCAGGAAGAGAUGCUGUACAGAUCCUUCUGCUUCGACCCCGAGAAGCUCGGGCGCGUCAAGAGGAGUGCCAUGGACGACGGGGCCCUGGACAAGUGCACCACUUUCGAGGCGCUCUCCGGACUGGUCUGGCGAGCCCGGACGGAGGCGCUGCUGCUGCAGCCCGGCCAGCAGACCAAGCUCUUGUUCGCGGUCGACGGGCGGUCGCGAUUCGACCCUCCGCUGCCGGAGGGGUACUUCGGCAACGGCAUCGUACUCACCAAUUCCCUGUGCACCGCGGGAGAGCUUCUGGCUCGCCCGCUCUCCUUCGCCGUCGGACUGGUCCAGGACGCAGUCAAGAUGGUCACCGACGAGUACAUGAGAUCCGCCAUGGACUACUUCGAGGCGACGAGGGCGAGGCCUUCUCUGACUGCUACUCUACUGAUCACGACAUGGUCAAGACUGUCCUUCCACACCACGGACUUCGGGUGGGGGGAGCCGGUUCAGUCCGGGCCGGUGACUCUCCCUCAGAAGGAGGUCAUCCUGUUCCUGUCGCAUGGGAAGGAGAGGAAGAGCAUCAAUGUGCUCCUGGGGCUCCCAAACUCAGCAAUGGCGAGGUUCCAAGAGCUGAUGGAGAUAUAGGAAGUCAUGGAGGACGGGUCUUCGACGUUCAUGGAUGUCUGUUUCCGUAGUAGCUAUACGUUUAUGCAUUCAUAAUUGUUUCAUCAUUGUGUCAGAUGUGCUAUUGUGGGAAAAACUAUAAUAAGAUGGCGAAUUAUUAUUCUUAUUCUA